AUGAGCUUUGCCAUUGAAUCGCAGGGUGGGACCAACCCACUCAGCGCCCAGGGUGUGCUGAGUACGUUGAUACUUGCAGCAAGCUCAAGUCAGCAGCAGGUUCAAGCAGGUACCGAGCAGCUCCAGAACUGGGAGAAGCAGGGAAUGUACCACUCUUUUCUACAGGAUGUCUUCCUCGAUCACUCCGUUCCAAUCGAAGUCCGCUAUCUUGCAAUCAUUCAGCUGAAGAAUGGUAUUGAUAAAUACUGGCGCAAAACGGCAGCGAAUGCAAUCAAACAGGAAGAAAAACAACACAUCAAGACCAGGGCUCUUGAGGCAGGAAUUGUUGAGCCUGCUCCCCUUCUCGCUCUUCACAAUUCGCUAAUGAUUGCUAAAAUCAUGCGCUUUGAGUUCCCUCAGGACUGGCCCGAUGCCAUUUCGUCCAUCACAUCCUCCCUGCGAUCCUCGACCCAAUCAGGGGCGAACCCUCUGCAACUUCCUCGGACCCUCCUCAUUCUAUUGCAGAUCAUCAAGGAGCUGUCCACAGCACGAAUCCAACGAACAAGACACAACCUCCAGUCUGUGUCGCCCGAGAUAUUCCAGUUGUUAGGUGGCAUAUAUGUGGACAAGAUCAACCAGUGGGCUUCAGUGUUGGACCAGGGUAGUGCCGGCGGAGAGGAAUUGCUACAGACGCUUGAGCUGAGCUUGGUAUCGCUCAAAGUUCUUCGGCGUUUGAUUAUUGCCGGCUUUGAGCAUCCAAGUCGCAGCACCGAAGUGCAGGGCUUCUGGGUGCUCACCCAUUCGCAUUUCAGCAAGUUUUUGUCCUUUGUGAACGGACCUACCAGCCUGCCUGAGCCAGUCCACAAGGCUAUCGAGAAGCACUUGCUGCAGAUGUCCAAAUUGCAUGUUGAAAUGGCCAAAACACACCCUGCAUCUUUCGCAUUGCUGCCCGAUAGUAUCCCGCUUGUCCAUUCGUAUUGGUCAUUAGUCGUCAAGCUUGGGGAAACGUAUGACAGCCUUGGUGCCGGUGGCGAGGAUGAGGAAAAGUCAUUGAUCGAAAAGACUGGCCUGAGAGCGUUGCUAUUGAUCCGGGCAUGCGCAAAGAUGGCAUUCAACCCUGCCCAGACAUUCAAAUAUCAGACCCCAGAAGACAAGGAAGAGCGGAAACAAUCUGUCGAGCUGAUCAAGUCCCAACUCUUCACGCAUGACUUUGUCGUCAAUGUGAUGGAGCUUCUUGUCACACAAUUCUUCCGCUUCCGCAAAAUCGAUUUCCAAGAAUGGGAAGAAGAGCCAGAAGACUGGGAAAAGCGGGAGGAAGAGAAUGCUGAUGCUUGGGAAUUCUCUAUUCGUUCCUGCUCAGAAAGACUCUUCCUUGAUCUGGUCAUCCAUUUCAAGGAUCUUCUUAUACCUCGUCUACUGACCGUAUUCUAUUCUUUCGCAAACACCGAUAACCACGAGGUUGCGUUGAAAGAUUCGUUGUAUUCCGCCAUCGGUCUAGCUGCGGCUAGCCUAGAACAGCAUCUAGAUUUCAAUUCUUUCUUGGAACAGACCAUGGUCCCCGAGGUGCAAUCCCAAGAGCAAGAAUACAGACUUUUAAGACGGCGGAUUGCGCUUGUGCUUGGCCAGUGGGUGCCGGUCAAACCGGGUGAGCUGAACAUGAACGCAGUCUACCAGAUCUUCCAACAUCUGCUCAACAAGAGCGAUCCGCUGAAUGAUCUGGUUGUUCGCAUCACUGCUGGACGCCAGCUUCGGAAUGUGCUUGAUCCGUAUCUGUUUGCGCCCGAGGUCUUCCUGCCGUUCGCACCUGGCAUUCUUGGAAGUCUGAUGUCUCUUGUUCAAGAGACUGAGAGCUCCGAUACUAAGAUGGGUCUAUUGGAGACAGUUCGUACCGUAGUGGUUAAGCUUGAGGACAAUAUUGCCCCCUUCUCUGAUCAAAUCAUAUCCCUGCUGCCUCCUCUGUGGGAAAGCUCGGGAGAGGAACACCUGAUGAAACAAGCCAUCCUUACAUUGCUAUCUUCGCUCAUUGUCUCGCUCAAGCAGGAGUCUGUGAGAUACCACUCUCUCAUCCUUCCGCUGAUUCAAAGCUCCGUGGAGCCCGGCUCGGAAACUAUCGUAUAUCUUCUGGACGAAGCUUUGGAUCUCUGGCAUGCAAUCAUUCAGGCUACACCGUCUCCUGCCUCGCCUGAUAUUAUCUCGCUUCUUCCCUCUCUCUUCCCCAUUUUGGAGGAUGCAACAGACAACACACCGCAGGCUCUUCACAUUCUCGAAUCAUACGCAUAUCUUGCCCCGCAGGACCUGCUCAGCGACCGUUUCAGAUUCCAGCUAUUGACGAUCCUCGAAACACUCCUCAAAUCUACAACUAAACAACGACUUGGCGUGAUCCCUCGCGUUGUCGAACUUAUCAUUCGUGGCGCUGAGACUGUCGACGGUGGCAGUGAAGCAACUUACCGCGUCGUGUCGCAAUCUCUUGUAGAAAGUUCAUUCCUUGAAUCACUGCUCGAGGGACUCUACUCGGCACAUGAGGCCAGUCAAACCUCCGGACCUAACAGAAAGACCUCACACGUGGUCGGUGUGGUUGAGACCGACUACUACUCCGUGCUAGCACGUUUAGCACUGGCAAAUCCCACCAUCUUCGCGUCAUCCGUCGCCGCCGCAACCCAUUCAUCCGAGGAACAGUCCCUCUCAUGGAUCGUAACGGAGUGGUUCUCGCACUAUGACAACAUUGGCAGCGUCAGCCAAAAGAAACUCCAUGCCCUCGCGCUGACACAGCUUCUCGCCCUCCCAGAUGCACCUCUCGAUCCCUCUCUCCCCCUCCCCCUCCCGCAUAUAUGCUUUCCCAUCUCCAAUCAUAUCUUUCCAUCGGACGGCGGAACUGAAGCCAACGCCGACUACCUUGUAUGCUGGAACGCACCUGCCGGGUCGGAAUUCGCCCAGCCGGAAUCCAACCAAGAAGUCGAAUCACCUGAGACUAUCCGCCGCAGCGAAUGGCAGUCUGGAGAUGUGGUCCACCGCUUCAUGAUCCGCGACUUUGUCCGCCACCGCUUGCAGGAAGUCAUCUCUGGCUGUGGUGGAGCUCAGCGAUUCCAGGAUGAGUGGCUGGUCAACAUUGAUGCAGAUGUGGUUGCCGCCUUUGGAGCUUUGGGAUUGCUCUGA
Molecule: messenger RNA, 3132 nt
Organism: Penicillium brevicompactum
Lineage: Eukaryota; Fungi; Ascomycota; Eurotiomycetes; Eurotiales; Aspergillaceae
Product: putative importin 11
Exons: 8
Coding region: 1-3132 (1043 amino acids)
Biological process (GO): protein import into nucleus
Cellular component (GO): cytosol; nuclear envelope
Molecular function (GO): small GTPase binding
Source: RefSeq, a predicted model, not a curated record